CCACUUUAUUGGCACUAUUAUCUCGAAGAUAACUUCCUUACGAAUCAAGAAGAUUUACUACUUAGUUUACAUGACAACAGUUAUAGUCACGCAGAUAUUGUUAUCUAUUAUGCAUAGUGUGUUUUAUUUUACCUUUGAAAAAUCAACGCGUAUAUUUCUUUGGCACACUAAUAUCAAACCACCACAACAACAAUAUCAUGCCCAUUCUCUCUCGCCUCUCUUUAUAUAAACAACACUCCCAAAAGUAUUCACCAAUCCAUAUCCAUUCUCACCUUCCAAAUCUCCCCACUCUCUCUCUCUCUCUCUCUCUCUCUCUCUCUCUCUCUCUCUCUAUCUCUCUCUAUCUCUCUCUAUCUUCUCUUUUCUCCUCUCUCCAACUUCUUCACUAAUGGGAGCUCAGGAGAAACGGCGCCGUUUCGAGCAGAUAUCAAAGUGCGAUGUUAAGGACCGGUCCAACCAUACCGUGGCCGCUGAUCUAGACGGAACACUACUAAUCUCUCGUAGCGCCUUCCCUUACUAUUUCCUCGUAGCCCUCGAGGCAGGGAGCUUGCUCCGAGCGUUGAUCCUACUUGUGUCCGUACCAUUCGUUUAUCUUACGUACUUGACCAUCUCCGAGACUUUAGCCAUCAACGUAUUUGUCUUCAUCACGUUCGCGGGUCUCAAGAUCCGAGACGUUGAGCUAGUGGUCCGUUCCGUCCUCCCGAGGUUCUAUGCGGAGGACGUGAGGCCCGAUACCUGGCGUAUCUUCAACACGUUCGGGAAACGGUACAUAAUAACUGCGAGCCCUCGAAUUAUGGUCGAGCCAUUCGUGAAAACAUUCCUAGGAGUUGAUAAAGUUCUUGGAACAGAGCUAGAGGUCUCCAAAUCGGGUCGGGCAACCGGGUUCACCAGAAAACCAGGUAUUCUCGUCGGUCAGUACAAACGUGACGUCGUUUUGAGAGAGUUUGGUGGCCUAGCGUCUGAUUUACCUGAUUUGGGGCUCGGCGAUAGCAAGACGGACCACGACUUCAUGUCCAUCUGCAAGGAAGGUUACAUGGUGCCACGUACGAAAUGCGAACCAUUACCAAGAAACAAACUCUUAAGCCCCAUAAUAUUCCACGAGGGCAGAUUAGUCCAACGCCCAACGCCGUUAGUUGCUCUGUUAACUUUCCUCUGGCUUCCCGUCGGUUUCGUCCUCUCUAUCAUCCGCGUCUACACGAAUAUUCCGUUACCGGAACGUAUCGCCCGUUACAACUACAAGCUUACUGGCAUCAAGCUAGUCGUCAACGGCCACCCUCCUCCGCCGCCAAAACCUGGCCAGCCAGGCCAUCUUUUGGUCUGCAACCACCGCACCGUUCUCGAUCCUGUGGUCACAGCUGUCGCACUCGGCCGGAAAAUCAGCUGCGUCACUUACAGCAUCAGCAAGUUCUCUGAGCUAAUCUCACCAAUCAAAGCCGUUGCGUUGACUCGUCAACGUGAGAAAGACGCAGCGAACAUCAAGCGUCUUUUGGAGGAAGGCGAUCUCGUGAUAUGUCCCGAGGGAACCACGUGCCGUGAGCCUUUCCUUCUCCGGUUUAGUGCUCUUUUCGCUGAGCUCACGGACCGGAUCGUUCCCGUGGCGAUCAACACAAAGCAGAGCAUGUUCAAUGGUACCACCACACGUGGAUACAAGCUUCUUGAUCCUUACUUUGCGUUCAUGAACCCGAGGCCGACGUAUGAGAUCACGUUCCUCAAACAGAUUCCAGCUGAGCUGACGUGUAAAGGAGGCAAAUCUCCGAUAGAGGUUGCGAAUUACAUACAGAGGGUUUUGGGAGGAACCUUAGGUUUUGAGUGCACCAAUUUCACAAGAAAGGAUAAGUACGCAAUGCUUGCUGGUACUGACGGUAGGGUUCCGGUGAAGAAGGAGAAGACGUGAUUAUUGAUCGGAGGAUGGAGAAAACAAAGAAAUAAUACAAAGAUUGGAAUCUUUUUCAUUUGGAUGGUUAAUUAUCAAUACUUAAGGGGCAAAGAAUUGAUAAGUUUGUUUUUGUUGUUACCUUUAUCUUCUCUGCUUCGGUGAAUGUUUCUUCAAGUUUUACAUUUAGUACAAUAACGGUUUAAGAAAAGAAAGAAAAAAGUAUCGGUAUGUGAUUGUAUAUAACAUUCGUUAGAAAAUUAACUACGAGUAACAUAUUACUUUUCUUAUAAAACAUUUAGUGGAGAAAGUUUUUUUUAACUAUGACCGUUCCGUUUGUG
Messenger RNA from Arabidopsis thaliana (thale cress), 2214 nucleotides. RefSeq names its product glycerol-3-phosphate acyltransferase 6 (gene GPAT6). Gene Ontology annotation, biological process: cutin biosynthetic process. Gene Ontology annotation, cellular component: membrane. The coding region runs from base 389 to 1894 and encodes 501 amino acids. The transcript has 2 exons. NCBI's taxonomy places the organism in Eukaryota, Viridiplantae, Streptophyta, Magnoliopsida, Brassicales, Brassicaceae. Gene Ontology annotation, molecular function: acyltransferase activity; glycerol-3-phosphate 2-O-acyltransferase activity; phosphatase activity. The record is from RefSeq and is marked reviewed.